UCCAAAGUGUAUUUACAUGAUUUUGGAGCAGUAAACAAAACAAAUAUAUCAAUUAAAAAUUUAACGACUUUCUAUAAUUUUCUGCAUAAAAUUAUAUAAAUAUUCAUGUGAAACGUAUUCUAAAUAAUGUGAAUAUUAUCAAAAAUUAUUGUAAAUAAUUAAUAAGAAAUGUUAUGUUGACUUUACAAUUUGGCCAGUGUGGCAAUCAAUUAGGCUAUGAUUUUUAUUCUCUAAUCAAUCAAGACCUUCAAAGUAAAUCUUUCGCUCCAAAUGAUUACACAGAAAAUUCCAUAUCAAAAUGGUAUGAAAUAUCAGAAAAAAGUGGAAAACAAAUAGCAAAAGCUAUUUUAAUUGAUACUGAAACAAAGGUAUUGAAUCAAAUAAUUGAAAAAAAUAAAAAAGAUAAUUGGUUUUAUCGGAGUAAAAAUGUUAUUACCACUGGAGAUGGAGGUGGUGCUGCAAAUAAUUGGGCUUAUGGGUAUUUGAAGAAUGGUCCAGAAUUUGAAGAAUUAGUAUUAGAAGCUGUCAGAGUUGAACUAGAACGUGCUGAUAGACUAGACGGAUAUCUAUGUUUAUUAGGAUGUGCUGGAGGUACAGGAUCUGGUUUAGGAAGUUAUGUAAUAAAAUCUUUAAGACAAGAAUUUUCUACUAAAAAUAUUAUAAGUAUUUUAGUAUUUCCAUUUACAUUUGGAGAAGUGGCCACACAAAAUUAUAACAUUAUUUUAAGCCUAGCUGAAAUUUUUGAUAAUUCAGAUUUAAUUAUUACGAUACAGAAUGAAAGAUUAAAGAAAGAAUUAUGUUACAAAUUAGCUGGAUCAUCAAAGAAUGAUAAAAUUAAUUAUCCUAAUGAUUUAAAUAAAAUUGCUUGCCAAAAAUUGAUAUCAGUUUUUCAGCCAACAAUAGAUGACAAUGCCAAGUAUAACAAAGUUAAUUACAUGAUAUCCAAAUUGGUUCCUCAUCCUGGAUAUAAAUUUACGUCAAUUGAAUCUAAUGCUGUUAAUUUGAGUUUAACUGACACUACAGCAUUAACAUGGCAAUCACAAUACAGAUACCUCAAGAAAAAUUUAAUCGUCAGCUAUUAUGAAUCAACUAACUGUGUCAAUCAAACAUCAAAAUCAUUAGCAAAUAUUCUUAUUACAAGGGGAUCAACUAAAUGUAAUACAAAAAAUUUCCUUCAACCUGAUACUGAUGAUUUUAAAAAUUAUAUAGAUUUAAAUAAAAAUGAUAUUUACAGUCAAAAUAUGAAAUGGAUGAUUAAUGAAGAAAGAUUUACACACUUUCAUCAAGAAAGAAAAUUAUUUAAUUAUGAUAAAUUAGCAACAGUCAUAACAAAUAAUUCUUGUAUACAAAAAACUCUUGAUGAUAUUGUAAGAAAAGCAUGGACCACAUAUACUUAUGGAGCUUAUUUACAUCAGUACAAAAAAUUUGGCUUAGAAGAUGAUGACUUUUUAAAAGCAUUUGCAAAAGUUGAAGCUCAGAUUGCUUCUUAUAAGUCUUUGGAAAGUAUUUAAUUAUUGAAGAGUAUUUUUUUAUUUACAAUUAUGUAUUAUUUUUUUACAGAUUAAUAAAAAUAAUUUGAUUAAAUCAUAUC
Chelonus insularis is the source of this 1591-nucleotide messenger RNA. RefSeq names its product tubulin delta chain-like. The record is from RefSeq and is a predicted model, not a curated record. The coding region runs from base 174 to 1511 and encodes 445 amino acids. Gene Ontology annotation, cellular component: cytoplasm; microtubule. Gene Ontology annotation, molecular function: GTP binding; structural constituent of cytoskeleton. NCBI's taxonomy places the organism in Eukaryota, Metazoa, Arthropoda, Insecta, Hymenoptera, Braconidae. Gene Ontology annotation, biological process: microtubule cytoskeleton organization; mitotic cell cycle. The transcript has a single exon.